Molecule: messenger RNA, 2379 nt
Organism: Naumovozyma dairenensis CBS 421
Lineage: Eukaryota; Fungi; Ascomycota; Saccharomycetes; Saccharomycetales; Saccharomycetaceae
Gene: SKP2
Product: putative SCF ubiquitin ligase complex subunit SKP2
Exons: 1
Coding region: 1-2379 (792 amino acids)
Molecular function (GO): protein binding
Source: RefSeq, a predicted model, not a curated record
AUGAAGCGUUUACAACUACUAGGAAGGUCGAAAUACCUUUCAUUGUCAUCGAAAGAAGAUAAUACUAGUACAUCUCCACUCCUGAAGAAAAAUGGGUUUGAUGACGAAAAAUCCGGAAACCUCCCGCGAUGUUCAACGUCCAUUUCUAAUUCUAAAGUUGUUCAAGAAUACCCUCCUUUACAUUUGUUGAAACUACCGAAGAAGCUAUUAUUACUUAUUCUGCAAAAUUUGGACACCAGAACAUUAUUAUCUCUAUGCGAGGUGAACUCGACAUUAUACAAUAUUAUUAGUAACAAUUUCCUUUAUAAUCAUGUGGUACUAGAUACAAAAUUGUCAUUAUUGAAAUUCAAUGCAAUCAUCCAUUCAGAAUUUCACACAUCAAACGCUAUAAACAACAACAGUAAUAAUAAUAUUGUUAAUAAUAAUAAGCAGGAUGAUACGGUUUCACAAAACGUUAGAUUUUUAGUUCGAUCUAUUGAAUUCGUUAACCCACAAUGCCAAGAUUCUUUAUUUAAAUAUUCCAAGUUUCAUAAUAAAAAUGAUCAGACCAUUGCAGGCUCAUACGUUUAUGAGUCAACAUCAAGUUUAUCAACGUCUUCCGCUAUGAAAAAUAUAUCUAAUAAAAAUAAUAUUCCUACCACAAUUGAAGAACAACCUACUUCGGAUUCAUAUAAUGGUAAUACAAAUAGUCCCCGGAAAUACAAUAACAAUGACAUAUUUUGCCAGUCUUGUUUCAAAACCAUCGAUAAAAUGGAAAAUAAAUAUUCUCAUUAUACUUACAUUGAAUUAAUGUUAGAUAUCAUUGAUUAUCUCCCUAAUUUAACACAUGUGAUUCUAAGUAAUGUGGAAUCUAAUUUUAAAAUCCCAUUAUGGUACUCUGUAUUCAACGACGGGUCAAGGGAUUUCUUUAAAAAAAUUAUCAAGGGCCAACAAUCUAUUAAUAGCAAUGAUCUUCGAACGUUUGAAAUAUCUAAGCAAUUUGUCUCUGAAUAUGAAAGAAAGUUUUAUUCAUUGCAAAGAAUUAAAACUUUGGAAAUUAGAGCAUCAAAAGAUAAAAAAACAGGAAAUAAUGUUGUCCGUUUAAGACCUAAUCUUUUAUGUUGCUUUGGUAUAAUAAAUGAAUUGAUUUUAGAAAACAUUAUCAUAGAUACAGAAUCCUUAGAUACACCAAUGGAAUUUUUACCGUUACAUUUAAGAUUGGAACCGACAGGGCUGUAUCAACUUCAUGCACCAUUCCAUGCUUUGACUUUAAAGUCAUGUAGUAUCAUACCAGGUAAUGGAAUUUUGAAACUUUUCAAUCCAUAUUUUAAAUGCGUUAAGAAUUUAGAAUUGCUACAAAUUACAAGUAAAUAUGACCUUCUGCUAUGUAAUUGCUUUUCAGCAUUGACUGAUUUAUCAAUUGAUUGCAGUAGUAUAUGUUUCAUGAAUGAAACAUUAGUGGAUGAUGAAUAUUAUUAUGAAAAUCCACCUCAUAAUAAUGAAGCGAUCUUAGAACAUGACUGUAAUUCACUAAGUGAAACUCUGCUAGAUUCUACUGUAGAUUAUACAUUGCAAGCCCCACCAGCUACAUCAUCAAUAGUAUUAUCAUUGAAUUUAAAGUAUAUUUCAAGGACCACAACAACAGACAAUAAUAAUAAUAAUCUCCAAAAUAAUAGAAGGAAACCUGCUACUCUAACCAAAAGUCAAGGAGACUUUUUCAAACAUUCAAGUAUACCAGAAUUCCACUACUUUUACCAUUACUAUAAAUUACUAUGGGAUAGGUUACCUCAUAAGAAUAUCAACAUCAAUAUUAUUAAUAUCCCCUUUAGAAAUGUUUACCCGCUAUCACCAAUAGUGUUUUGGGAAAAAAUGAUGAACUCAUUGGCAGAUAAUGAUAUUGCAGACCAAGAAACAUUGAUUGGCUACAGGACGGAUCAUAACUCCACUCGAUCUAAUGUACCAGUGCAUGGUAGAAACACGCAUCCCACUGAUAAUAAUGAAAUCGAUGAUCAUUUCCAUAAUGAUUAUUAUUGGAACACAUCAGUGAGAAACUGUUUCAAGGAUUGUCUUUCCGUUUUGAAAAAUCAAAACCAACAAUAUCAUGGCUUGUCUGUAGAUGAAACCGUUAAUGAUAUGGAUGAUGAAAUAAUUAACAAUUACCAAAAUUUUAAAUAUUUUAAAGAUAUCCCAAAUUUGAAUCUUUGGUGUUUCCUUAAAUCAUUAUCGAAAUUUAAAUCUGUGAAAAUUCGCUUGUUGAGAAAUUUGUUAUUUUGUACUCCAAGAACAAGGUAUGAUUGGGAACUGUUACUAAAACCAGUAUUGAAUGUUAAUGUCCCCGUAGAAGUAAGAGAUAAGGAUGGUUUCGUUUUAUAUUCAUACGGUAAUAUUAAUCAAAAGUAA